Molecule: messenger RNA, 441 nt
Organism: Eufriesea mexicana
Lineage: Eukaryota; Metazoa; Arthropoda; Insecta; Hymenoptera; Apidae
Product: lisH domain-containing protein FOPNL
Exons: 3
Coding region: 67-441 (124 amino acids)
Biological process (GO): microtubule anchoring
Cellular component (GO): microtubule organizing center
Molecular function (GO): protein binding
Source: RefSeq, a predicted model, not a curated record
AUCAUUAAUACUAUCUAUAUAUAUUUUUUGAAAUUCUUUUUUUUCGUUUAUAAAUGUAAUGAUAAAAUGGCAACAGAAAAGGAUUUAAUUAAUGCAGUCAGGGAGUCACUUACAGCUGAUGGAAAUUUAGGUCGCAUAAAAGCUGAGAUGCGUACAGAAGUUAUAAAAUUGCUAGAUAAUUCAAACAAAGGAAAUAAAACAAAACUCCCAAAACCACCUUUAGAUAUUAUAUUCUUAAAUGAACUUAUUCGAGAAUAUUUAGAUUGGAUGGGAUACAAAUACAGUUCCACUGUAUUUAUUUCAGAGUGUGAUUUAUCAAAGCAAGCUCUUGAAAGGUCUUUGCUUUUGCAAAGUUUAGGAUUGAAGGAAACUGAGAAUAGUACAAAAUUACCAUUAUUGUGUAAUAUUGUAGAAACAUUUAAAAAUUUAAAAAGUACAUAA